AUGGAGGAUUUUCAAGACUGCCUUGAUACUUGCCAUCUCUUUGAUCUAUCUGCUAGAGGCUGUUUCUACACAUGGGACAACAAAUCUAUCAUCAAUCCAAAGGCUAGGAAGCUGGACAGGGCCGUAAUUAAUGAGAAUUGGCAGGAUACCUUUCCAAACUCCAACGCUCUUUUUGAUGCACCAGGUAGUUCGGACCAUUCCCCCUGUCUGGUAUCUCUUUCAAAUGAAGCUCUUAGACGGAAGACGAGAUUCAAUUUCUUCGUUUUCUUUACUCUCCACCCGAAUUAUAGGAGUUUGAUGGAAGAGGCUUGGGGUUCAGUAAGUGUCUCAGGAGGAGCUCUCUUCAUGCUAUAUAAGAGGUUACAAGCAGCAAAGGUUUGUUGUAAAAGCUUAAAUCGAUCUGAGUUUAGCAACAUACAGGCCAGAUCAAAAGAAGCUUUUGAGAAAUUGGAAGCCAUACAGCGAGAACUCCUCACAGAACCUUCCCUCCCUUUAUUUCAACAGGAAGCAGAAGCUAGAAAAUCUUGGGUUUUGUUGUCCUCUGCUGAAGAAUCCUUUUUCAAGCAAAAGUCAAGAGUGAGAUGGUUAAAGGAAGGAGACUCUAAUACGGGUUUCUUUCACAGGUCAGUUAAGGCAAACCUAUCAAGAAAUAUUAUCCAUCAUUUGAGGGAUAGCAAUGGAGUCAAGGUAACAAAUACUGAUCAGCUAAAGUCUAUGGCUGUACAGUAUUAUCGGAAUCUUUUGGGAACUCCAAAUUCAGAGGUCCAGCCCUUUUCAAAGGAUCAAAUUCAAGACAUCCACUCCUUCCGAUGUGGAGAAUCAAUGGCUCAACUUUUAUCUGCUAUACCCACAGAUGACGAAAUUACUAAGGUCUUCUCCAGUUUACCACGAAAUAAGGCUCCAGGGCCUGAUGGUUUCACCAUGGAAUUCUUUGCUUCUUCUUGGGAUUUAGUGGGAAGUGACUUGGUGGCUGCUGUGAAGGAGUUUUUCACAAGCUCAGUCAUGUUAAGGCAUGUUAAUGCUACUGUCAUUUCGCUGAUACCGAAAGUUCCAGGAGCUGAGACCUUGAGUAACUUCAGGCCGAUCUCACUCUGUAAUACAGUGUAUAAGGUGAUAUCCCGGAUUCUCUCGUCGAGACUCAAAAUAUUGACGCCAGAAGUUGUCCAGAGGAACCAAGUAGGUUUUGUCAAUGGAAGGUUGCUUUGCGAAAAUGUGCUUUUAGCUUCUGAGCUAGUAAGGGAUUUUAAUAGAAUUGGUGUUACUACGCGAGGUUGCCUGCAAAUUGAUAUUUCCAAGACGUACGAUAAUGUGGAUUGGCGAUUUGUAUUGACAAUCUUGGAGGCUCUCCAACUUCCCUCAAUUUUUAUCAAGUGGAUUAAUCUCUGUAUCUCUUCCCCUUAUUACUCAGUCUCGGUGAAUGGUGAAUUGGCAGGAUUUUUCAAAGGGAUGAAGGGAUUAAGGCAGGGGGAUCCCAUAUCCUCCUCUUUAUUCGUUUUAUCAAUGGAUAUUUUAUCAAAGCUCUUGGACAAAGCAGUGUUAAGUGGAAAUCUUCGGCCUCAUCCGUUCUGUGUGGAUCCUCUCAUUACACAUCUCAGCUUCACUGAUGACGUGCUAAUUUUCUUUGAUGGCUCUGAAGAUUCGUUAAGAGGCAUUCUCAAGGUGCUUAAGGAUUUUGAAGGCACUUCGGGCUUGGCCUUGAGUCUCCAAAAGUCCUGCUUAUUUCUGGAUGGUAACAAUCAGGAACUUACUCGACAUCUGGCUUCUACUUUUGGGUUGGUUCACGGAGCAUUACCGGUUCGGUAUUUGGGUCUUCCCCUAUUGCCUCACAAACUAAGACCUCUUGAUUACCAACCCCUUAUCGACAGAGUACGAUCCAGAAUCUGCUCCUGGACCGCGAGACAGCUUUCUUUUGCCGGUAGACUGCAACUGAUUCAAUCAGUAAUUUAUAGUAUGAUAAAUUUCUGGUCGGCUGUGUUUCCUCUACCCAAGAAGUGUUUGGAUCAGCUGGAAAGGAUGUGUAAUGCAUUCCUUUGGAAUGGAACUCCAGAUUCAGCUAGAGGAGCGAGAGUUUCAUGGAGUUCAGUUUGUUCUCCAAAAAGUUCAGGAGGUCUCGGAUUACGAAGACUGGAGGAGAUGAAUCAAGUCUUCGGGUUGAAAUUGAUCUGGAUGUUGUUUUCAUCGAAUGGAUCACUUUGGGUGGCUUGGGUUCAUAAGUAUGUGAUCAAAGACAGACUUUUCUGGUGUCCAUCCCUUCGAGUGACGGGAAGUUGGAUUUGGAAGAAAAUUUUGAAGUUGCGGGAUGUUGCUCGACCUCAUUUACUCUGUCAGGUCAACUCAGGGGACACGGCUCUCUUUUUUCACGAUGAUUGGUCGGGUCUCGGUCCCUUAAUAGACCUGACAGGUGCAAAUGGACCUCGAGUUACUGGUAUCCAACGAAUGGCUACUGUGAGUCAGGCGUGCCGGUUUUCAACUUGGUCUCUUUCUAGGGGAAGGCACCCCAUUCUCUGUCUCUUGAGAGAUUGUCUUCCCACAGAAUUGCCAUCUUCUUUAAAUGGGAACAGGGAUGUUUUCAUAUGGAAAAAUUCACCGGAUUCAAAUCCUGGAGAAUUUUCUUCGUCCAAAACGUGGGACUUCCUUCAUCCGGUAGGCCCCUCUCUCUCUUGGACCAAACCUCUCUGGUUCAAGGAAAGGAUCCCUAAGCAUACGUUCAUUAUGUGGAUAGUUAUGAGGGAUCGUCUUAUUACUCGAGAUAAAAUUAGAUCAUGGGGUCUAAAUGUUCCCUCGGAGUGUCUUCUUUGUGAUUCUUUGCCGGAAACCAAAUCUCAUAUUCUUAUGGAAUGUGUCUAUUCAAAAGGAGUUUGGUAUGCUCUUUUUCAAAACAGCGGUUUCACCUUGCCGAUUUCUAUAGAGGAAGUGCUUCAGUGUGCUAAUACGCUUCCCUCACAAAGGAAGAUGAAAAUAAUUUGCUUACUUCUAGUGCAGGCGAUUGUCUACAGGAGAGAGCGUAAUGCUAGGCUACAUUCUCCAAAUUUCAAACCCAUUCAUGUUUUGGUUAAGGAAAUCCAGCUCCUCUUGAGAGCGAAACUCUUUAGUCUGGAUCGUUCCUCCUCUUUGGUGGUCACUAAUGCAUCUUCUCGUCCUGCUAGCCGUGAGGAUUCAUUUUUGUCCAUUUGGUUCCGCCUGUUUCAGGUUUAG
Microthlaspi erraticum is the source of this 3195-nucleotide messenger RNA. Lineage: Eukaryota; Viridiplantae; Streptophyta; Magnoliopsida; Brassicales; Brassicaceae. The record is from the annotation of a GenBank genome assembly.